This is a messenger RNA of Mugil cephalus (flathead mullet), 4054 nucleotides long. RefSeq names its product rho GTPase-activating protein 12-like. The transcript has 19 exons. The record is from RefSeq and is a predicted model, not a curated record. The coding region runs from base 313 to 3000 and encodes 895 amino acids. Gene Ontology annotation, biological process: signal transduction; regulation of GTPase activity. Gene Ontology annotation, molecular function: protein binding. Gene Ontology annotation, cellular component: cytoplasm. NCBI's taxonomy places the organism in Eukaryota, Metazoa, Chordata, Actinopteri, Mugiliformes, Mugilidae.
ACGACCAAGUUGUCACCCUGUGGAGGAUUACACACCGGCCACGGCCACGGAAGACACGGGAGAACCGGCGACAGCACACGUAUCUGACAACCCCCCCCCCCCGGACACAAGUAAAAGGGAAACGAGUUUCACACGGUGGUCGUUCUUGGACGGAAACUUCACGGAGAACUGAACCUUUCUCGCUCGGGAGCGGCGGAGGGUGUGUUUUUAAUCGUCCCCGGGGAUCGAGAGAAGAGGAGCUCUGCCCAUGAAGCCAUGGUGAAAAGUCUUUUCCUCUUGAGGUGAACUGCCUGCUGGACAGUCGGAGGCGCCAUGGCGGAGCUGCCUAUCGCCCCGGGCCAGGUCUACAUCGAGGUGGACUACGACUAUGACUACAAGUCCAAGGACCGCCUCAUCUCCAUCCGACAGGGGGAAUGCUACAUGCUGGUCAAGAAGACCAACGAGGACUGGUGGCAGGUGAGGAAGGACGAAGGGGCUAAGGCUUUUUAUGUACCUGCUCAGUAUGUUCGCGAAGUCCGCAAAGCCCUCAUGCCGCCUCCCAAAGCCCUUCCACAUCCCCCUCCCUCCGCCGGAAACACUCCUCCACAAAGUCGGCAUGCAGUCUGGGUCAAACCGAGCAACCUGGAGCUGGGACUCCCCGAUCGGCCGUCUGAGAACAGACACGACUCCACCUACCGGCGCUCUCCUUCGGCGCAAACCGCCUCAUCGGGCCACUUCAGCCCCCCGAGUCAACGGAGGGACAACAACAACCACCACCACCCGCCCACUAGUCCCACCGAGCACGACAGGGCUCUGGCCGACAUCCUCGUCCACGGUGGCAGCGCCGGCCCUCAACCCCCUCAAAAAGGAGGGUCCAGCACUCUGCCGCGCUCUCGAGCCCGAUCCCCAGACCUGGUGAGGGCUCCGCUGGACGUGGACACCACCCAGCACUGCGACUCGGCGGGUGAAGAGAGGCGCACCAACGACUCGGAGUCCGGAGACGAACUGAGCAGCUCUUCAACUGAACAUCUCCAGGUCUUAUCCUCGACAUCGCAGGGACGCUCCGAGUCGCCCGUCUACACCAACCUCCAGGAGCUGAAGAUCAGCCAGACCAACCAGCCCCCUCAGCCCUCCGGCUCGCCCAUCCACAGGUUCGCCGAGUGGGAGACGUACAAGGACCAGAACGGCCGACACUACUACUACAAUCGCUCCACCCAGGAGAGGACCUGGAAGCCGCCUCGGACCAGGGACACCAGCUCCGGGAGCUCCAGAGGAGAGAGCCACAGCACCGGAGACAGCUCCGAGACCACUCCUCUGUCGCUCUCGCCCUCUUUCCUCCCCUUCCUCUCGCUCUCCAUCGGUCGGCUGCAGCCUCUGUCGUCGGAGGACACCUGCUUCAGCGCCUACUCUAGCCAGUCAGACAGUCAGUACGGCUCGCCGCCGCGUGGUUGGUCGGAGGAGAUGGACGAACACGGCCACACGCUCUAUGUCAGCGACUAUACUAACGAGAAGUGGUUAAAACACGUUGACGAUCAGGGAAGACCUUAUUACUACAGCGCAGACGGCUCCAGGUCAGAGUGGGAGCUGCCGAAGUAUAAACUGUCCCCCCCUCAGCCGUCCGGAGACGGUCCGAAAAGUCGCAGCCUGGACAGGAAGCACGUGGAGCCCAUCGUCCUGACCAAGUGGAGGCACAGCGCCUACGUCCAGGAGCCCAACGACAAGCGGCUGUUAAAAUCCAGGCGUUUCCGUGGCGGCUCCGCCCGCCCGCACCCGUACAAACCUCAAGACGCUCCUCUGGGGCCAAAGCCCCCCUCCCCUGACUCUGACUCCUGCCCUUCGUCUCCCAAGCCCCCCGGCUCUCCGUCAGAAAAGUGCGGAGUUCUGAAUGUGACAAAAAUCACCGAACAUGGAAAGAAAGUACGGAAGAACUGGACGUCUUCCUGGACGGUCCUCCAAGGGUCAACGCUUCUAUUUGCCAAAGGUCAAGGCGGAGGGACGAGCUGGUUUGGAGGAGGUCAGUCCAAACCAGAGUUCACGGUGGACGUGAGGGGCGGCUCGGUGGACUGGGCAAAGGACAAGUCCAGCAAGAAGAACGUCUUAGAGCUGAAGACUCGACAGGGCACGGAGCUUCUGAUCCAGUCGGACAACGACGGCGUCAUCAACGAGUGGUUCAGAGCCCUGCAGGACUCCAUCAGCACCCAUGCUUGGGAGUCUGACGAGGCCAUAGAGGACGACAUGCCCGAAUCUCCUGGUGCAGAGAAACACGACAAGGAGAAAGACCACAGAGACUCCAAGAAAGGCCGAGCGGCCGUAAAGCCCUCGGCCAGCAUGGACACCUCCGACAACAAGAAGACCAGACACAAGCUGAAGAAGUUCCUCACCCGCCGUCCGACCCUGCAGGCCGUCAGAGACAAGGGAUACAUAAAAGAUCAGGUGUUUGGCUGCAGUCUGUCCAGUUUGUGUCAAAGGGAGAACAGCACGGUGCCGAGUUUCGUCAGGAUGUGCAUCGACCAUGUGGAGAACAGCGGGUUGUGUAUAGACGGGCUGUACAGAGUUAGCGGGAACUUGGCCGUCAUACAGAAACUACGCUUCGCUGUCAAUCACGAUGAGAAGGUGAACCUCUCUGAGGGAAAGUGGGAGGACAUCCACGUCACCACUGGAGCUCUGAAGAUGUACUUCAGGGAGCUGCCUGAGCCUCUCUUCACCUUCGCUCUGUUCCACGACUUUGUCACCGCAAUCAAGAUAUUUGACCACAAGCAGCGAGUUCAAGCCAUCAAAGACCUGGUCAGACAACUACCCAAGCCCAACCACGACACCAUGCAGGCGCUCUUCAAACACCUCAGGAAAGUGAUUGAUUACGGCGAGGAGAACCGCAUGACCACCCAGAGCGUAGCCAUCGUGUUCGGCCCCACGUUGCUUCGGCCUGAGACGGAGACCUGGAACAUGGCAGUCCACAUGGUCUAUCAGAACCAGAUAGUGGAGCUCAUACUGCUGGAGUACGAGAACAUUUUCGGCCGGUAGACGCCAGAGGAGGAGGAGUGGCGUCUAUUUUGUUUUUAUUAUUCUCUCCCAAUGCAGAGCUCUUCCUAACCCAGCACGGCCUGGCUCGGCUCGGCUCGCUCGGUGCUUCAUCUUCAUCGUCGCAAUCUGGCUUCUCCAACCUCUGGACCAACAAAAGCCAAAAUAUACGUGUUAACUAACUAGCGACCAAAACGUUUAGACUCUUUGCACUUCUCUCGUUUUUCUCCUGCAGCUACAUUUGUGCCACUUUACUGCAAAGGUUGACGUCCUCCAGUCCCGACACUGAUUUUCUUAAACUAAUGUAACUCUGACUAACCUCUGCUACUGCACACACGGACUCAGACCAAAAAAGAAGCAGAGGAUCGAACCUCAGCGCCUCUGUGACAGAAUGAGGCGUCAGUAUUGGAGGUUUUUAUGAUGCUGGAUGCAGCCUGGAUGUACCGUACUGUAAAUGUCGUCACUUGUAUAGCCGCUCCUGUUUGAACCACACUGACCAACAGAAUAAACCAAACUGCUGGAUUCUCGCUAAACUCAGCCUCGGCUUUAGAUGAUUGAAGCUGGAACCAGGGGGAAGAACAUUAUUUGGCUCUUUGUAUUUUUUUUUUGUUUUAAAUGUCUUCCUUCUGCUUCUCGUCUCCGUUUCAAACACACGCGACGUUACUGUGAUUCUGUAUUAUAUCUGCACGCCACCUUCUCGGUUUAGAACAAAUCAUCUCACUUGAAAAACAAAACGGAGUGGUACUCGGCUGGUAUCUUCAAUGACUUAAAUGAUAUUUCUGUACAGUGUUUAUGUGAGUGCAUGUGAAUAGGGGGUGGAUGGAUUUAUGAAUGGAUGGUUUAAAUGACAAAUAUUGUACAAAUAGUAAAUAUAUAUAUAUAUGCCUGGAGUGUUAGAAAUAUGAGGCGAGGGAGAAGCCACUGUUUAGUGUGUAACCAGCCAGACGAGAGGAAUGAAGCUAUGAACGGGGAUGUGGAGUUUUACCUGUGAGUCAGGUAAAACCUGUUGAGUUUAAAAAACUGGAAUAAAGACCUCUAACAAGAGAAUUUCCAAAGA